AUGGCUGUGACACUGUUAGAAGAUUGGUGCAAGGGUAUGGACCUGGAUCCCAGGAAAGCCCUGCUAAUUGUGGGCAUCCCUAUGGAGUGUACUGAGGCUGAAAUUAAGGAGACCUUGAAGGCAGGCUUACAUCCCCUGUGUACAUACAGGAUGCUAGGCAGAAUAUUCAGGAGGGAAGAUAACGCUAAGGCAGUCUUCAUUGAAUUGGCUGACACUGUCAACUAUGCUGCUAUACCCAGUCAGAUACCAGGAAAAGGGGGUGCCUGGGAAGUAGUGGUAAAACCUCGGAACCCAGAUGAUGAAUUUAUCAAUAGGCUGACUUACUUCCUGAAAGAUGAAGGCCGGAGAAUGGUAGAUGUGGCCAAAACUCUGGGGUACAGCACCCUUCCCAUUGAGGGCAUAGAGCCAGAGGACUUGGACCAAGUCAAACCACCAGUUUUGCAGCCUCUGAGGGAAAGCGUGUGGUACCGAAAGCUGAAAGUGUUUUCAGGAGAUGCUCUCCCAGGCUCAGGGGAAGAGAGUUUUGAAGCCUGGCUAGAGCAGGUCACUGAGAUGAUGCAGAUGUGGCAGGUGUCAGAGAUAGAGAAGAGGCGUCGCCUGCUAGAGAGCUUGCGUGGUCCCGCACUGUCAAUCAUGCGGGUGCUCCUGGCCAAUAAUGACUCCAUGACUGUGGAGCAGUGCCUGGAUGCCCUAAAGCAGAUCUUUGGGAAUAAAGAGGACUGUAGAACCUCACAGUUCAGGUUUCUUCAGACUUCCCAGAAGUCUGCAGAGAAGAUCUCUGCUUUUUUGCUGCGCUUAGAGCCCCUGCUGCAAAAAGCUGUGCAGCAAAGCCCAUUUUCAGUGCAAAGCACAGACAUGAUUCGCCUCAAACAUAUUCUAGCUCGGGCCUCCAUGACCGCUGCCCUCCGGGGCAAACUUGAGCUCUUAGAUCAGCGAGGGUGCCCACCCACUUUUCUGGAAUUAAUGAAGCUCAUUCGAGAUGAAGAGGAGUGGGAGACCACCAUGGCAGUGAUGAAAGAGAAACAGAGGCAAGUAGGAAGGGGCCACAGGGCCUCUGGCAGACAGGUAGUAGCAGAAGUAGGAUAUUCUGCAGUUCAGGUCACCAUGCAGGCAGGGUGUUUCAGUGAAAACAGCACCCAGACUGCACAGGAAGGUGUGUCCCCAUCACUGAAGCGCAGGCAACUGUCAUGUGAACUCUGUACUAUGGGAAAAGGCCAUGGCCAGGCAGCAUGUCCCAAAGCUGAGGACCAAUCUCCACCCAUGCUGAGGCCUAAAGUUGCCGAAGAAGGGUUGGGAUACGAGGAAGGGGCUGGGGGCAUGAGCCACCCCAAGCCCUAG
This is a messenger RNA of Marmota flaviventris (yellow-bellied marmot), 1338 nucleotides long. RefSeq names its product PNMA family member 5 (gene Pnma5). The record is from RefSeq and is a predicted model, not a curated record. Lineage: Eukaryota; Metazoa; Chordata; Mammalia; Rodentia; Sciuridae.